Messenger RNA from Sclerotinia trifoliorum, 1783 nucleotides. Lineage: Eukaryota; Fungi; Ascomycota; Leotiomycetes; Helotiales; Sclerotiniaceae. The record is from the annotation of a GenBank genome assembly.
CGGUACACAAGAAAUAUAAUGCAUGUCCUUGUUGGAGAAAGUUGCCUCACCCCUUGAUGCCGACAUAGCACUGUCUCAAAAGCUAUCUGAAAUUCCCAAUUUUUAUGCUACUUCAGAUCGAGUUGGUGCUGUGUUGGAUUUCUCCUCAUAGUGUGUAUAUUAGAUUCUCCGUCCCUAUUUCAUAUCCACCCGGGACCUUGAAUUUGCUCAUUGCUAUUUUCAGAAACUUUACCUUGUUGAACUUUCUUCUUCGCCUUAUCAAGCUACAGACUUCUUAAGAUCGUUUAAGAUACCUUGGAACACACUGCCACCAAAAUGACAAUGAAAAUGGAACCUUCAUCUCGAAAAAACUCAUCUGUUAUGGAAAUUCCGUCACUUGUCAACAAAGCCGAAGAUGUUGUGACCCAGAAAAUGGAUAUACUCAUGAUCCUGAAUCCUUUGGAAGUCAAAGCAAAAACAGAAGAACCCGCUGACAACGACUCGAAGGAUUCCAAAAUGGAUGUUGACACUCAGCGUGAGCCGUCGCACUACAUAGAGCAACCAAGACCGAUAACCAGCGGGCUUUCCACUUUAAUCCAAUACCAAGCCCAGCUCGGAAGUCUGGAAAGCCAUACUCGUGCCCGUCUCAACGCUGCACGAAGAUCAAGAACGCAACUUCCGCCGGCUCCUAUUAAUCGUCGUCCUCUGGCGUUCACCCCAAUAAAUGCAAGCCAUAGAUACACAAACCAGUACUCUCUACCCCCGAUCUAUUCUCCCCACGAUAAGGAAUAUCACUCUUCACCUCCGGUUCAUCGCCGUCGUCAUGAUCACCAUCAUAAUGUUAAUCAUCGUCACCAUUCUCAAUCAGUUUCUGCUCCCAAUAGGAAGAGGGCUCGCAGCAACAAGGCUUACUCGAUUGAAGAAGUUGAUUUUAUCCGCUACCACAAAGAAGAUUUGAACAAGACCUGGGACGAGAUUCUAUCUUUCUUCAAGAGAUAUUUCGUUGACAGAGAUACGGAGCAAAGUCUUUCGUCGAGGUACUACAGAGAUAAUUGCUUCAAGAUGUACGAUGCUGAUGGCAGGCCAAUGCAAGAUGAAAAUGGAAAGAUUAGAACGUUUUCAGCCAAGGUUAGACAAAGAGGAACACCGGCUGGAAGAGAAGAAGCUUUACCAUAUACCCUCGUGCAAAAGCAUCCAGAAAGAGCCAUGAGGUACCCUUGGGUGUCAGAGCAACACAAGGUUGAAGCACAAAGACUAGCGGCCGAGAUGACAGACCUAGAGCGAGGUAUGUGUUUUCCUUCGUUCGCACCCUCCGACUACCUAUGAAUGCGUAGUACAACAGGAAGCUAAUACCCAUGGCAGAGAUCUUCAAUUCGCAGAGAGUGCUGCAGUUGAGAAACGAUGAAAUAGCAAGUGGCAUAGCUCAAGGUAGACAAGAAUCCGCGAACGAGUCCAUGGAUGAAUCCAGCAAUUACGAGGGCUCAUCUACAGCAUCAAGUCCUCAAAUCACACCACGAUCUUCCCCUUGAAUGGCCUUUGGUUCAUUCUUGCGUCUACACAUACGUUUUUGGAAAAUGGAAAAUGGCAGGUACUGUGGUGGGCGUUGAAAGGAGUUAAUGGACUCCUAAUUACCCGGAUUCACAAUGAGACUGUUGAUUCCCGUUUAGUAUUUUAGUACAAAUGAUAUAUUGGUAUGCUUGACUACUAUUAUCGAGAAAUGUGUUUUUUGUGGGAAUGUUGGUGUGCUUAAUGGCACAAUUCUGCUAGGUCGUACAAAAUUAUGACAACGAAAUGACUUCACCAA